Molecule: messenger RNA, 699 nt
Organism: Penaeus monodon (black tiger shrimp)
Lineage: Eukaryota; Metazoa; Arthropoda; Malacostraca; Decapoda; Penaeidae
Product: nuclear receptor 2C2-associated protein-like
Exons: 4
Coding region: 259-687 (142 amino acids)
Source: RefSeq, a predicted model, not a curated record
UCAGCUGCUCAGUCGGCUCGGGACAGCGGGCACCAGCUGACAGCCACGGCAGUCGAAGAGCCUUCGGUUGCCUGCUGCAAAAUUGCCUUUCACACUGGCUGACUGACGAAGCAGAGACUUGGUGAAGGAAUGCGAGACUAACGAACUAAGGAUGGUGGAGCAAAAUUGUGUGCUAAUAACUUGAAGUGUACAAAGCCUGAACUAACCAUAACCAACUGUGGAGAAAGUCAAAAGUUGCUGCACCAGAAUACCAUCAAGAUGGCAGAAGAAUCUUUGGUGGCAGAGGCAGAGUGUCGAGUGAGUUCUGUGCUGGGGAGGAACACUCGGGAACUAGGAAAACAACAUUUAUUUGAUGGUUCUCCAGAGACAUGUUGGAAUAGUGACCAAGGCAGUCCACAAUGGGUGGCCUUAAAAUGGGAUAAUCCAGUUACUGUCACAUCCAUCAUUGCACAGUUCCAGGGAGGUUUCUGUGGCUCUCCUGAUACAUAUGUGGAAAUCUGUCAGGAAGGCAGUUCAAAGUGGGAGGAGCUCGAGCUUUGGCACUUAGAAGAUGUGGGAACUGUCCAGUCAUUGUGUCUCCAGCAGCCAACAGUCCUUAGCAAGCUGAGAAUCAACUUUAAGAAUUCAACUGAUUUUUAUGGAAGAAUAAUUAUGUACAAGUUGGAUGUGUUAGGCCAUAAAGUGUGAUAUCUUUCUAAA